AUGGCAAAUGAUGAGGAAGUUGCUGAUUCACUAAUUUCCCAACAGCGAUUAAAGGCAGCUUUGCAUUAUGCAGUGGGUAAAAAAUGCGAAGAAAUCGGGGAAGAACUUCAAGUGGAAUUCUCCAAGCAAAUGAUAUUUGCUCUAACCGAGUGUACAUUUAAACAAAGUGAGGUAAUAGCAACCGAUCUGGAAGCAUUUGCAAGGCACGCAAAAAGGACUACCAUUAAUGGUGAUGAUGUAAAGCUCCUUGUAAGGCGAAACAAGAAUGUGGGUGAUUGUAUAAAAGAUCUAUCAGAUAAAUUGGCUAAAUUACACAGUCGGCAAAAAAUGAAAAACAAGAGACCGAGAAAAGAUGCUGCGUCCACAGAUAGCAUAAUGGAAACGUAG
Molecule: messenger RNA, 387 nt
Organism: Trichoplax adhaerens
Lineage: Eukaryota; Metazoa; Placozoa; Uniplacotomia; Trichoplacea; Trichoplacidae
Exons: 6
Coding region: 1-387 (128 amino acids)
Biological process (GO): resolution of meiotic recombination intermediates; replication fork processing
Cellular component (GO): FANCM-MHF complex; Fanconi anaemia nuclear complex
Molecular function (GO): protein heterodimerization activity; chromatin binding
Source: RefSeq, a predicted model, not a curated record